Molecule: messenger RNA, 2527 nt
Organism: Amphibalanus amphitrite
Lineage: Eukaryota; Metazoa; Arthropoda; Thecostraca; Balanomorpha; Balanidae
Product: EF-hand domain-containing family member B-like
Exons: 8
Coding region: 199-2463 (754 amino acids)
Source: RefSeq, a predicted model, not a curated record
ACGAAAUUUCUGAGUUUCUGAGUCACAAGCUGCCUACCAACUUUGAUUAAACGAUAGACCCGACGUCAACAUGCUUUUAUCAUUACGUAAAUAAAAUCGAUCGCUUAUUAAUUCAGAAACAGCUUAGAACCGACAUGAAGCUGCGAACAUGAACGACGUAUUGGAAGAAGCCAAGAAGAAACGGCGCGGUCUUUUACCAUGACAUCAGAUACAUCGCAUUACAAUCAGGCUGAUACAAACCUGUACCAUGCCAUCCACUCGGACCUGGUGGGUGAGCUACUGCACCCGCCGAGAGGGCCCCCGACCCCCGACUCGGUGCGCAAGUUCCGCAGGGCCCACUACGCCGACCCCGGAGCCAAGACCUACCACUGGGGAGUGGCCGACGACCCCAACGACAAGCCCAACCAAGUUCACGGCACAAAGUUCGGCACCAAGUCUCUGGCCGGUGACGUGGUGAACCCUCCGGUGGUGGCCCGUCCCCACCGGCUGCUGGCGGCCGCGCGCCGUCUCACCUACGACUCGACACUGCGCCGGCCGGUGGGCUGCGCGCCGCUCCGCCAGCCGGCCGUGCCGCCCCACCUGGCCUGCGCCGGCGCCGCCACCUUCGGCCUGCCCACCAAGUAUGGCGACACGGUGGCCCAGUGUGUCAGUCCCUACCGAACGGCCCAGGAGUUCCAGGCCAACUGGUGUAAGGGCACCGACCUGUACCGGCGCUCCCACCGGCACACCAACCCCGGCGAACAGACGCACCGCAGUUACGGCCAGGGGUUCAACACCAAGGCCAAGUUCGGCGUACCCACCUACAACGAGGAGAACCACACGGGUCGCCGAGUGAAGGAGUGUGUCACCUGGCCGGGUCCGUCCAAACCGCUGAGCGCCGUCUGCAGCUGGCGGGCCGAGAGCUGGCGCGAGCUCCACCAGGACCGCGUCGGACAGCCGCUCGACAGGUACCAGUGCACACGUGACCUGCCGGCGACGUUCACCUACGGCGCGCCGAUGCGUCACGUGCUCUCGGGGGCGCUGGACAUCGCCACGGCUCGGACGAGCUGCAGUCUGCCCGCCGAGGACCUGGCGCGGCUCGACCUGAUCCUGGUCACGCGCCGCAAGUUGCAGGCCGCCGGCUUCACCGGCUUCAUCGCACUGCUGCAGACCAUGAAGAAAAUGGACAAGCUGGGCACCAAGCGUCUGCCGCUGGAGGCGGUGCUGGCCGCCUGCUGUCAGCAGUGCCUGCCGCUGGCCACUGCCGAGCUGCGCGCGCUGGUCGAGCGGCUAAACCUGGCCGAGGGACCGCGCCGGCUGGUCAUCUACUCACUGUUGGUGGCCACACUCAACUGGAAGGACCGGCUCACGCUCGGACACCUCGACCGUGAGUGGCCAGUGAGGGGACGGGGAGGGAGAGGAGCUCAGGCAGGAACUGGCUCGGUGAACGGCCCUGUGCACCCUCUCUGUGACCGGCCGGCGGCCCCACCUCCGGCAGUGUUGCGGAAGGAGCCGCGGCCGGUGGCCGAGUGUCGCACCAGCACCAGCUGCCAGCUGCCGCCGCCGCCCCCCGACUGGACCGUGGAGCGGAGGCGCAGCUCCGGACCCGGCGAGCCGCCGGAGAACGCCGCCGGCCCGAGACGCGACAGGGUCGUCGACGUGGUCACCCCGUCACCGUUCAUCGAGGCCGGCCUGCGCGAGACGGAGCUCACCAUGCCGCGCAGCGAGGCGUUCCUGAUGGAGCUGCUGUGCGGCAUGGGCGUCUGCGACUACCGCCAGUUCCAGGCGCUCUACGCCGCCGCGCGCCGGGCCCACCCGCCCGACCCCAGCGUACUGGACGUCCUGGACGAGGCCAACCGCAGCUGCUGCCCCGCGCCGGCCGGGCCGGCCCAGCAGCGGCCUGCCAAGCCGGCCCAGCAGCGGCCUGCCAAGCCGGCCCAGCAGCGGCCCGCCGAGCCGGCGCCUGACGGACGUCUGUGCGCCGCCGGCCUGGAGGAGGUCAGGGCAGUGGCCGAGAGCAGGCCCUGCCGCGGCACCGACCAGCUGGCCACUGUGCCGCCAUCUCUGGACGGCGAGAGGAAGCUGCGGUUCGCCGAGUCGGCGCUGGAGACAGACGGCAAACGGCUGCCGCGGACCGACCCCGGCUGCGGCGCCGACUUCCUAAGGCCGACGCCCCCGGACGACCGCCUGCCGUGUCCCACCCCACCGGCCGCCAACGGCGGCGACCAGCAGUGUGACCUUCAGACGCAGCCGGCGCAGAGUCAGCCGUGCGCCCACCGGCCCCCGAGCCAGCAGCCGCAGAGCCAGCCGUGCGGCCAGCAUACCGCGCCCAUCCAGCAGCAGCCGCAGAGCCAGCCGUGUGGCCACCAUGCCGCGCCCAUCCAGCAGCAGCCGCAGAGCCAGCCGUGCGGCCAGCAUACCGCGCCCAGCCAGCAGCAGCCGCAGAGCCAGCCGUGCGGCCACCGGCUCGCGAGCCGCCAGUAACCAGCCGAGCUUGUACUCCUGAUGGGAUAUAUUUACAAUGGAAGGCCACAGUCAGGUCACCGAG